GGAUCCAAAUGCUUGGGUUAUAUCGCGGAGACCUAUAUUGGCUCGUCGUGUAGCCUUAUGUCAAGGAUCUCGCAGCUGUACUCCGUGCGCAUGCAACGUCCGAAUCAAAUUCGAGUUCCGCAAGGCCGGAUAAUCCUUCUCCGAGUCUGGUGCAACCAUUUCUAUGGAACCGAUGGAGUACGCGAUAAAUAUAGCGACCCAGCGCGGAAAUGCCCGGUGCACCGAAGGGCCAAAGUGCAGGCUGCAUCGAGCUCGGUCUCCAUCGGGUCGGGAUGGGACCCUAGAGGUUCGCCCUCCGAUUCGACGUGGGAUUCGCUUUCGGGGCUUUCCUCGCGCCAGCGCGAAUUCACAAUGUGCCGACCGAUUCAGGGCCGGCCCGGGACCGUUUGCCUUUUGGCCGUAAGCGCUUUCGCCUCCGAGCAGGGGUCUAAGCCUGCGGAGAAGAAGGUGGACAAGCGCGGGACGCUGCUCUCCGGCGCGUACUCUGGCGGGUACUCUUCCGGUCUCGGUCUAAAGUCGUUCGACUCGGGUCUCGGCCUUGGCUUGGGGUCGGGCCUCGGGUACGCCGGCGGAUACUCUAGCGGAUUCGGCAAUGGCUACGGAUACGGCAACGGAUAUGGCAACGGAUAUGGCAACGGAUAUGGCAACGGAUACGGAUACGGCAACGGAUACGGAUACGGCAACGGAUACGGCAACGGAUACGGCAACGGAUACGGCAACGGAUAUGGCAACGGAUACGGCAACGGAUACGGAUACGGAUUGGCAACGGGAUACAGCGGUGGGUACGACGGUGUUCUGGGCUACGGGCUGGCCGGCGCCAAGGCGGAGCGCAUCACCGGCGUGACGGUCCACCGAGAGGUCCAGGUGCCGGUCGCCGUUCCGCACCCAGUGCCCGUCGAGGUGACCCGCGCCGUACCGGUGCCGCAGCCGGUGCCAGUCAAGGUCGACAGGCCGUACCCGGUGCCCGUGCCGCAUCCCGUCCCCGUCGAGGUGACCCGCCACGUGCCCGUCAAGGUGGACCGCCCUUACCCCGUGCCGGUGCCUCACCCCGUCGAGGUUCGAGUUCCCCAGCCGGUCCCGGUCCCCGUAGCGGAGCCCGUGCCGGUCGCCGUCCCGGUCGCCCAUGCAGCGCCCGUCCUCGCCCACUCUGCGCCCGUCAUCGCCCACUCGGCGCCCAUCGUCGCCCACCCGGCGCCCAUCGUCGCCGGCGUUGAGCCCGUCGCCUAUGCCGGUGCCACCUUCGGACACGACUUCGACCUGGCGCCCUCGAUCGGAUACGGCAGCUCCUUCGGCCACGACUUGGGCAUCGGCUACGCUUCCGGCUACUCCACCGGCUUCGGCCCGGGUCUCAAGUCGGGAUACUCCGGUUUCUCCGGCUACUCCGGAGGAUACUCCUACCCCACCCCCGUCAAGAAGUGGUGAGCCCUCCGGGACACCUCGCGCA
This is a messenger RNA of Orussus abietinus, 1444 nucleotides long. RefSeq names its product hyphally-regulated protein. Bases 58 to 1422 code for a protein of 454 amino acids. Lineage: Eukaryota; Metazoa; Arthropoda; Insecta; Hymenoptera; Orussidae. The transcript is spliced from 3 exons. The record is from RefSeq and is a predicted model, not a curated record.